Messenger RNA from Aspergillus tanneri, 693 nucleotides. RefSeq lists its product as uncharacterized. The record is from RefSeq and is a predicted model, not a curated record. The transcript has a single exon. Bases 1 to 693 code for a protein of 230 amino acids. NCBI's taxonomy places the organism in Eukaryota, Fungi, Ascomycota, Eurotiomycetes, Eurotiales, Aspergillaceae.
AUGUUUCCUCGGUGGACUCUGCCCUAUCAAAGGGUUCACACGGACGACUCAACCACGAGCCCAAGCUCAGACGAAAAACAUACUAGAGACGUUGACGGCCUAGCAGAGAGCCAACCUGACAAUCCCCAGAGAUCCCGGUAUCUUGCACCCUUAUUCCGAAACAUCGCCUAUGCCGCGGUGGCAAUCUGCAUUUUCACCAUGCUGAUAUCCCUCGGUCUAUACGGAGUUCUCACUCAAAAGGACAGAAAAUCGAAAAACAGCCCAUCUCGACCUUGUGGAAACUCCUCAUCAGAAGCCAUGUCUCUAGGAUGCACUUUCGACCAUCUAACUUGGUCAUGGUAUCCGCCCAACUGCCCACACUACGCGAACGACGAGUUUAUCCAUGCCGAACACUGGAAAUACUACUUUGAUCCACAAGGUAGGAGGGAAGCGGUCGGUAAGGAAUUCUACAAGGCGUUGGAUACUGGGGUAGACCUUUACACGGAGCGACGAGAACAUACGAGUCACUGUGUCUUUCUGUUUCUUAGCUUGGGGCAAAUCAUCCGGGAUGCCACGCCGUAUCCACCCAUUCUUGUGCAAUACGAACACGUACUGCACUGUUCGGAGAUGGUUCUGAAGGCGCUCAGGCGGGAUGAAGAUUGGCAUAAGAUAGAUACACAUGUAGGGAAUGUCUCGUAUGAUGUGGUAUGUUAG